AUGGCGGAGAAUAAGGAUUUGGAUGCAUUGGUGACAGUGCUGAAUAGUGUGAUUUUGACCAGAGCCACGAAAGGAGGGGCAAGAAUUGUUGAUAUCAAAAAAGAUUAUAAGGAUUUGUGUGGAAGUGACAUAGAUACGCGCAAAUUUGGGUUUGAUGGGUUGGAAACACUUCUCAAGGCAUUUCGCCACAAGUUUAAUUGCCAGGGAGACAGGUGGUUUGGUGAAACCACCAAAGCAGCUGAAAGCAUUGUCCAAUCGAUGGCGACGGAAAAACUCAAGAAAGGAAGACCGCUUCGUAGACCAGCACAUGCAAUUGGACCGCGACCUGGAUUUCGUCCCACGCCCAAUCGACCGUAC
Molecule: messenger RNA, 357 nt
Organism: Cooperia oncophora
Lineage: Eukaryota; Metazoa; Nematoda; Chromadorea; Rhabditida; Trichostrongylidae
Source: the annotation of a GenBank genome assembly